AUGAGCACGGAGAUGGAUGCUGGUGCUGUUGCGGGCCGAAUUUCGAUGCGCGCCAGCUUGUUGAAGUGGGUCAACUACUGGGAUCGGUGGAGGCCGCGUGUGGUUGGCAUCGUGCACGAGGAAGAGGACAGCGCUGGCGAGCCUGCAGGUGGCGUGUGCCACGUCCUCAAGUAUGCCACCAGUGACAAGCAGUUUGACAAGGGCAACUUUCGUAAGCAGCUCGUCCUCCACAACUUUGCAGUGCGGAAGCUGCCCGGCCAACCGUGCACGUUCUGUAUCAUGACACCGGCGCAGAAGCUGUACUUCAAGGCGGACAACAAAGAGGACGCACAAGCCUGGAUCGCCCACCUUCAGGGGAUUCAGCAAGCCCAGCAGGCGGUUGCAGGCGCUGACGAUGCAGGCAACGGAAACACGGUUGACAUGCACAAGUCCUUUUUCGAAGGCGAGGAGGAGCCACCCCGGACACCACUGCAACUGGCGCCAAACGAGGCCCUGGGCGAUGACGAUGGCUGGGAAGCAGUCGCAUCUUUUGCCGAGCUGAUGGGCUCUGACAAGGAUGAUGGCCAGGGUAAACGCACGUGGACCUGUGAUGUGCAGCACUGCGUGUCCUCCAUGGACCAUGUCUCCAUCCGCUGCACGCCGCAGGACCAGGCCCAAGGCACGGAACCACGCGCCACCACCAUGCCCGUCAUCAAGUUCCACACGGCGUUGGAGGAGCUGUCGCUGUACAGCGGCGACCGCGACCUGACAUCUGGCCUGCCAAAGCUGCCGUCAACAAGCUUCUUUGCCCUCCACUUCUGCACCAACGCCGCGAUGCUGGAGAGAAACGCGACAUACACGCAGUGGCUGCAGCGCAUGCUUGACGCCCUCCCGAUCAACGUCACCUUCUACACCAUCUUCGGACAGCACACGGCGACCGCAACGCUGUUUCUGUCACAGUCACAGCUCGAAUGUGUCGCCAUGCAAUCGACGCUGGAUGACGCGUUGAGUGCGCUUGAGAGCGCUGCUGAGGAGCGAGAGGCGACCACAGCACCCCCGCGCGCCGCUGUGGCCGCUGCCAUGCAUGAGCUCGAGUGUGUUGGUCGAUAUCUCCAUGCGCGCUUGUCCUUCCAUGAGACGCAGCAGCGCAGCAACCAGCAACGCCUGCACACGCUCGCAGAGGUGCUUGCUCGUGACCUGCAGGCAUCAUCAUCAUCAUCAUCAGAUGCGGACAACAGCACACUCGAUACCGACGCUAUCCUGGCUCGCCGCGCCGUGCUCCCCGCAGCAUCGCCCCAGCACGUGCUGGACCGGUAUCGGGAGUUUAUCAUGCUCAAGACAAAACUACUGCGCGAAGACAAAACCACCACGGAGGAGCUGUCAGAGCAAGCAGAGGACCACGUCGUGUCGGCGCUGCAGCACAUGGAGAGCUGGGGCGAUAUCGAUUCCCAGCGCCGCAAGCGCACGCGUCAGCGUGUGGAUGAGUCGCUGGCAAAGGCAACCAGCGUUCGCUUCAAAUGCCUGCAGGCAGCAAUCAAGGCCAUCCAGUGGGGCAUCUGUGGCAUGGACUUGGAGAUGGAGGCGCGCUCGGCGCAGCUGCGGGACAUGUGUGCGCAGCGCGAUGUGGAUGCGCUGCCAAUUGUGGAGGCAACGCGACGCAGUAUCAGCGAGACGCGCACGGAGCGCGCACAUCAGCGCCUCGCCCUCCUCCAGCACCAAGAGACGCUGUGCAAAGAGCAGCUUGCGCGCUUCGAUGAGCAGCGCCGCGACUACUCACGCCCGCGCGCCGACCGCAAGAAGGCUGGUGCGUCACACACCAAGUGGCAGAAGCGGCUGUCCAAGUGGCGCGCAACGUACCGUGACGAAGAGAUUCGCACAGAGGAGCACAUGCAGGAGUGCGACAAACUCGUCGCCACGUACCUGCGCCACACACAAGCAGCGCGCAAACGGCGCCAGCGACAGGAGAUGGAAGCGCGCGCAAUGGACGCAACAGAUGCUGUUCGGGCGGGUGCAAAGGCGCGCGUGAACGCAUAUCGAAAGCAGCGCAACCAGCAAGACGAGAAGGAAUGCCGCGCUCAGUCUCCUGCAAGCGCUGCGGGCGAUGACAAGGACAGAGCCGUGUCGCCAACCGAAGCCCGCAAGGCCGCAAUCCAGCGCAUCAAGAUGCACGCGCUGGACACAAGUGCGCUGCCGCCGCCGGUAGACCAGGAGAAGUUUGAGGAAGAACAGCAGAAACGCAUGUCGUCCUUCAGCAAACGCACGCGUGCGCGCAUCAAGGAGCACCGCACGCUGGCAUCGCGAAAGGAGAGCGAGUGGGCUCGUGCUGCUGAGGCUGAGCGGCAGAAGCAAGCAGAGGCACGCAGGAGCAACGCGCGCCAUGCACAGACGCGGCUGCGGCAGAAGCAGGAGGUGUCGCUGGACUACCAAUAUGCGCACGCGCCUGAGAAACGACCUGUGCUGCGGUAUCCAACGCACCAGACCGCCCACGACUGCUGCUGUGCUGUUGGCGAUGGCGAGACGGAGCACGACGACACGUGCACCCAUGCAGCGGGCACCAACCUGCCGCCGCCGCCCGAGGAGUGGGUGGCAGCACCUGCCACCACAGCAGCGGCUUCAUCAAGGGCAACCAUGAAGAAGACCAACAACACGAUGAAAGCCAGCAGCACAAAGGCGAGACCAAAGGCGAAAGGCAAGCACAGGCAGAGCGCUGGCGGCAACAAGACGCGGGCGACCACAACCACCGCAAAGGCGCAGAGUAGGCUACCCACGCUGGACGAAACGCACGCACCACAACAACAACAACAACAACAACAACAACAACAACAACAACAACAACAACAACAACAACAACAACAACAACAACAACAACAACAACAACAACAACAACAACAACAACAACAACAACAACAGCAGCAACAACAACAAUCCUCUUUGCCAUCUGCUGACGCGCUCCCGCCUCCGCCUCCUUCGUUGCUGCUGCAGGAGCCAGAGCACGGUGAUUCGACCUCGGAUGGCCACCCAGCGCAGCAGCAGCAGCAGCAGCAGCAGCAACAGCAGCAGCAGCAGCAACGUCAAUCAGAAGCUGUGACAAUCAUCAACACCACCAACAGUGCCUCAGCCGAGUCCUCGCCACCUGCCAUCACCACAACUUCAUUUGUUGGCUCUCCACCGCCACCGCCGCCGCCACCGCCGCCACCACCCCCUGCUGCUGCGGUGACACUCGCCAGCUCGCCCAGUCCACUACUCGCUGGCGCUGCUGACACGACGCCUGCGCGGAGUGGCUGCAGCACACCUGGAAAUGGCACCCACCAAACCAGCGCGCACUCGUCCUGCGCCGUGUCCUUGCAGCAGGCCAUCGAGUCCGUCUCACUCAAGCGCGUCGAUCCAAGCGAUCUGGAGAAGAAGCCAAGCAGCAUGAAGAGCGCGCUCAUGAGCACCAUCACUGUCUUCCUUGACAAGAGGCGGCCCGCCAUUGAGGGCAAAGACACCAAUGAUGAUGAUGAUGAUGACGAGGAUGACGAUGAUGACUCCAGCUGGGACGCAGACAGCGACGAUGAUGAUGUUCUGUUGUAGCUCAAUGCUGCGUUCGUGUUCGAGAUCGUGGUCUUCUGCUUCGCUCACUCUUGUCCUUCUUCUUUGCUGAAUUUUAUGUAUGUUUUCCAUAAACGGUCCGCAC
Messenger RNA from Salpingoeca rosetta, 3655 nucleotides. RefSeq lists its product as uncharacterized. The coding region runs from base 1 to 3552 and encodes 1183 amino acids. NCBI's taxonomy places the organism in Eukaryota, Choanoflagellata, Craspedida, Salpingoecidae. The transcript has 15 exons. The record is from RefSeq and is a predicted model, not a curated record.